This is a messenger RNA of Sander lucioperca (pikeperch), 4172 nucleotides long. Its product is annotated as probable G-protein coupled receptor 173. Gene Ontology annotation, biological process: G protein-coupled receptor signaling pathway. Gene Ontology annotation, molecular function: G protein-coupled receptor activity. NCBI's taxonomy places the organism in Eukaryota, Metazoa, Chordata, Actinopteri, Perciformes, Percidae. Gene Ontology annotation, cellular component: plasma membrane. The record is from RefSeq and is a predicted model, not a curated record. The transcript has 2 exons. Bases 1140 to 2354 code for a protein of 404 amino acids.
UCUCUCUCUCUCUCUCUCCGAAUAAAACCGACGGUUUCCGCGAAUGUGCGAGCUGCCUCCUUGCAAGCAGCCAUAAUUGGGAUUAUUCAGGAAUAAUUCGCCUAAUCCAGCCGCGUUGUUUUUUUUUCCAAAUCGUGAUAUCGACAACGUUUGGAGACGUGACAUCGCUGGAUUUGUCAGAAAUGUAUUUGUUCUGUCACGCAGGCGUUUUUUUUUAUUGUGGACUUUUAAAAUGUAGUCCACCUUCGCUGAACAGCAAAACAAAGACUGCAUAUUAACAGUUCAGGGUAAAUACAUCGCCCUUUUUUGACUGAAAGAUGGGAGAGAGAGACGUAUCGAGGCUGUUGUCUGUGUGGACUAAUUGUGCUGGUGCCACUAGCCAAUGUACAUGCCAAGACAAUUCAUUUAGGGGAUGCGCGAUCUUUUUUUCCCUCUCUCUAACGUUUGUGGGUGGGUUAUUAUAAGCAUUGUAAAUCUGACAUCAUUUGGAUAUAUAUGUGAACAGAACCAGAUAUGUUUUUUUAUCGCGUCUGUUUCUAGCCUUCUGGAAAUCUAUCUUCGACGUGAUGCAACAUAAAAUCUGUUUUUUUCGGAUGAUAUUCAGACACAAAUGAACACAUCCCUCUGUAUGAGACUGUAAACGGGUGGCGGUGGAUGUUUGUUUUUUUAUACAUAUCUCUUAAAUGUAGCAGAGUCCUCACCCUGGAUUGCUUGAUCAGCUGUUGAUAAUUUUUAGAUAGCCUCUGCCGUCUUGUGUUUAUUAGGCUAUAUGUUGCUGAAUUCGAUUUUCUCGCGAUGGAUUUAUGCAUAACAGGUGUUGUUUGAGCCCAAGAGCACAGCACGAGCAUGAGGCUUUAUUAUGUGUUUUUCUCUCGAUUUAACAAACGGUGAAACAAAGAGACUGGGAUCAAUUUUUUUGUUUUUGCCUUGAGAGAAGAGCAGAUCCAAAAAAGAUGAAGGGAUGAAAGGUGGUGAGGUUGUGGACAAAGAGGAAAGAUGAAUCUGUCAUGUAGAAAAGAUCCUUACGGCCUCUCCUUGUAAAGACGAGAGCGCCGUGGGAGACGACGGCUGUAGGAGGAUCAGUAGUGUUUAUAAAAGGGCCAGGCCGAACCAGGCAGGCUCUCGUGGAAGGUAAUAGAAUGGCUAACCAGAGCUUUGCCAUCGAUGGCCCUGGCAGUUUGCUGGCUGUGCUGGCUUCGCAGAGUGGAAUGGCAAGAGGCGGCAGCAGCAGCAGCAGCAGCAGCAGUGACGGCAGCGGCAACAGUGGAGGAAUAUCUGCCACAGAUGUGUCUGCCUACUUUAAGCUGGUCUUCUUGGGUUUGAUCAUCUGUGUGAGCCUCGUCGGCAACCUCUUGGUCUCCCUGCUGGUUCUACGAGACAGGACACUUCACAAGGCCUCCUACUUCUUUCUCCUGGACCUGUGCCUGGCAGAUGCAGUCCGCUCGGCCGCCUGCUUCCCCUUUGUGCUGGUUUCCAUCCACAACAGCUCGGUCUGGACUUACAGUGCCUUGAGUUGUAAAGUUGUGGCUUUUAUGGCUGUGCUGUUUUGUUUUCACGCUGCCUUCAUGCUGUUUUGUGUGGCUGUCACCCGCUACCUUGCCAUCGCCCACCACCGAUUCUACGCCAAGCGCAUGACCAUCUGGACCUGCGCCGCCAUCAUUUGCAUGGUGUGGACUCUGGCCGUUGCCAUGGCGUUCCCACCUGUCUUCGAUGUGGGGACAUACAAGUUCAUCCGUGAUGAGGAUCAGUGCAUUUUUGAACACCGCUACCUGAAGACCAACGACACCCUGGGCUUCAUGCUCAUGCUGGCUGUGGUAGUCCUGGCCACGCACGGCUUCUACGCCAAGCUGCUGCUGUUUGAGUACCGUCACCGCAAGAUGAAACCUGUCCAGCUCGUGCCAGCGAUCAGCCAGAACUGGACCUUCCACGGUCCUGGGGCCACAGGUCAGGCUGCAGCUAACUGGAUUGCAGGGUUCGGUCGUGGCCCCAUGCCACCCACUCUGUUGGGCAUCAGGCAAAAUUUACACAAUCAACACCGGCGGCUGCUCGGGAUGGAAGAGGUGAGGUCAGAGAGGAGGCUGGGCAGGAUGUUCUACACCAUCACCCUGCUCUUCCUGGUCCUCUGGGCUCCUUACAUCGUGGCGUGCUUCUGGAGGGUGUUUGUCAAGUCCUGCAGCAUCCCUCACAGGUACCUCUCCAUCACUGUGUGGAUGAGCUUCGCCCAAGCCGGAGUCAACCCCAUCUUCUGUCUCCUGCUCAACGAGGACCUGAGGAAAGUGCUGAGAGCUCACCUGCCCACCUACUGGAGGACUAAACAACAUCUUCCCCAGGAUGAGGCCUACUGCAUCAUGUGAUAAGAUAUAUGAGCUUAAUGAAGGGAAUGUUUCAUGUUUUAAAGGGAGAAUUUGGAGAGAAGAAGUGAUGUAACGCACCUUGGUUAAGUGUCUGUUUUGUUGUUUUGCACAACAAAAUAAUUUUUUUUGCCAACAAAUGCAGGCACAGCUUAUUAAGAAUGUUGAUAUUUGAAUACAUGUGUCAGGUGCAGAGGUUUGAACAGGGCAGUAGAAAAGCCCUGGUAACACUUAAAUGGUUUGUAUUUCUGAUGAUGUACUGUAUGAUUAAUAAAUAGGAAAGAUCACAACUAUCACCGCUCCAACUAAGUGUGACAGAUGCCAUUUUAAAAUAAUGUUGCCUUAUUUCAAUGGGACACGCCCCAGAGCUUUCAGCUGAGAAUGAGUUUCUGUGUCACAUGAGGCACAAAACAGACACACAGAGGGUUGAAAUCCUUGAAAAAAUGCGGAAUGUGAAAACAAAGUGUUGAUCAGAGCGUUACUAACUCUGAAAUACAUCAAGGAACUUACAGGGUCUGAAUGGAUUGAUAGACCACCCCGGACGCCUUUUCAUGUAAUUCAAAGGAGACUGCAGAAUAUCGAAUGGACCCAAUAACCUUGGAUACAUUUAAAUAGCUGUUGUGAACCCGAGAAGCCCCUAACAUGCUUGGUUUUUUGGACUUGAUUUAGGGCGUGUCAGGUUUCUUUGUAUCAUAAAAAAAAAUUGCCUGUUUUCCUUCAUUUGUAAACUAUACAUGUUAAGCAGAUGACACUAUUUUGAAAUAUGACUUGAUUUCAUAUUGUACAGACUGUACAGGAAUGUAUAUUCCUGCUUGUGUGUUUUUAUAUAGCAUUCAUGUGUGUGUGUGUGUGUGUGUGUGUGUGUGUGUGUGUGUGUGUGUGUAUGUGUGUGAGAGAGGAAGAGGUAGACAGAGUGGAGAGGAGAGGAGGGAGAAAAAUGAGAGAAAUAAUGAUGAUAGAAUAGGUUCCAGUAAUAUUGAGUCAAUAUGAAAGCAGCCUCAUCUUGGAGUCUUAAAAUCAUGCUUCGUAUGGAAACGUAUCCUUUAAAUGGAUUUCCAUAACUGAACAUGUAGUCUGAUUUGUUUAAAAUGUGAAGUACAGAUGGAUUAUAAAAAAAAAAAGAGGGCCGAAUAAUAAUUUGAAAACAUUUGUGCAAUGUAAACAGGCCAGAGGAUUUAAUGACUUGAAAGAUGAUGUAAAUUACGUCGUUUUAAAAAAUCAUUAGCAAAUGAACAUUUAUUUGCAAAUGAUGAUCUUGGGAAUAUUUUUAAAGUACUGUUAUGCUCUCACCAGAAUACAAAAAAUGAAAAAAUGAAGUGGCACUUAAUGGGAAGGAAACUUGAAUGUUACCAGGCCCUCUUAUAAUUCCCUCCCAACAUAAAUGUCACCAUUUGAGUGUCCUGGAUCACAGGAAGUUCAAAAUCCAAACGUCUUCAGGCUGGACCACAGAGAUGUUUGGUGUGUGGAAACCGGCUUAGAGUACAUGACGUUGUCUUUCCAAAUUAAGAUUCAUGUAAUACAAAUGUCAGACCUACAGUAUGUUAGGCAUAAAUAUAUUUGUGCAGUCAAUUUUCUAAAUGUGGACACUUGCACAGCAUACUGUAUUAGCAUGCAUUCCACUGCAUUUCAUAGAUUCAAGACUGGGGAUUACAACUUGUACAGAUGUUGAUAUGGAAAGACAAAGUAAAACGGGAACUGAAGUCCAUAAUUUUUAUGUCUGGCAUUCCUUCGCGAGAUGAUAUUCUGUAACUGUACAGUUUAACUGAGGUGGUUCUUUUGCCCACUCAUCAAUAAAGACUCUACUUUUGAUGCAUUCUGAGA